GUGGUCAAUGGGAAUGUGACAGUAUCCGCCCUUCCAACAUAUUCAACCCUUGCAAAAAUAUAAAUUGGGGCGAAGGGGGGAUGAAGGUGGGAAUAGUCAUUGCUGUUAUGGUGACAACUCAGUAAAGGGGGGGACGGCGACCGCUGGCCCCUGGGGCUGCAGGAGGGACCGGAGCCUUUGUUGGAGGGCGUGGGCGCCUUGGGACUGUACCGCCCCUCCGUGGCGCGUGUGCUUUGGGAAGGGGAGGCCUAAGCCGCCGCUAGAGCAAUGGGCCAGGCCUGACUUUGCCCUGGGAACGCGGGGAGGGGCUGUACGCGGGGCGCUGCGCGGCGCCUGCUCGCCGCCCCUCCCUCCCGGAGCGGGCGCAGAGACUCGCCGGGCGCGCUGCCGCUCGGCCUGUCUGCAGGCGGGGCCCGCGCGGGCCUCCGCGUUCGGUGUCGCUCGGCCGGCGGGGAGGUGACGGGGACCCGCGCAGGCGGCCAUGACCCAGGCCGAGAAAGGCGAAGCGGAGAACGGGAAAGACAAAGAGCGGGACAAAGAGCGGGAGCAGCGCGGAGCCAAGCGGCCCAUCGUCCCCGCCGCCGUGCCCGAGUCCCUGCAGGAGCAAAUACAAAGUAACUUCAUUGUUGUGAUACAUCCUGGAUCAACAACUCUGAGAAUUGGGAGAGCCACUGACACACUUCCUGUUAGUACUCCCCAUAUCAUUGCAAGAAGACAGAAACAUCAAGGACAGCCUGUGUACAAAGAUAGUUGGCUCCUCAGAGAUGGACUCAAUAAACCUGAAAGUACUGAGCAAAGACAAAAUGGCCUUAAAAUGGUGGACCAAGCAAUAUGGUCCAAAAAGAUGUCAAAUGGUGCAAGGCGUAUACCAGUGUCACCUGAUCAGUCUCGAUCAUACAAUAGACAGAUGCGGCCGGCUGUUCUAGAUCACAGCUCUGGGAACAAAUGGACAAAUACAUCCCAUCAUCCUGAGUAUCUAGUAGGAGAAGAGGCGCUAUAUGUUAAUCCUUUAGAUUGUUAUAAUAUUCAUUGGCCUAUCCGAAGAGGACAGUUAAACCUUCACCCAGGGCCUGGCGGCUCCCUGACUGCAGUACUAGCAGAUCUUGAAGUUAUCUGGUCGCACGUAAUACAAAAAUAUUUGGAAAUACCACUGAAAGACUUAAAGUAUUACAGAUGCAUUUUACUAAUACCAGACAUCUAUAAUAAACAACACGUGAAAGAAGUGGUACAUAUGAUCCUAAUGAAGAUGGGCUUUUCAGGUAUAGUGGUCCAUCAGGAGUCUGUCUGUGCUACUUUUGGAAGUGGCUUAGGUAGUGCGUGUAUAGUAGAUGUAGGGGAUCAGAAGACAAGUGUUUGCUGUGUAGAGGAUGGCGUUUCACACCGUAACACCCGGUUGUGCCUUGCAUAUGGUGGGUCUGAUGUAUCAAGGUGUUUUUACUGGCUUAUGCAGCGAGCUGGGUUUCCUUACAGGGAUUGUCAGUUAGCUAAUAAAAUGGACUGCCUUCUCCUUCAGCACUUAAAAGAGACAUUUUGUCAUUUAGACCAGGAUAUUUCUGGAUUGCAAGACCAUGAGUUUCAGAUUCGUCAUCCAGACUCUCCAGCCUUAUUAUACCAGUUCCGUUUAGGGGAUGAAAAACUACAGGCUCCGAUGGCUCUGUUUUAUCCAGCAACUUUUGGAAUUGUUGGGCAGAAAAUGACAUCUUUGCAACACAGGUCACAAGGUGACCCAGAGGAUCCUCAUGAUGAACAUUAUCUAUUAGCUACCCAAAGUAAACAAGAGCAGUCUGCGAAAGCUACAGCUGAUAGGAAGUCCAUGUCCAAGCCUGGUGGAUUUGAGGGAGACUUGCGUGGCCAGUCCUCAGACAAUUCAGAGAGGAUGUAUCCACAAGAAGUGGAACUGGGAUCCUCUCAGAGUGAUUGUAUAAUAGCUGGAAAUGAAUCUGAGGAACCCCUAGCAGCACACAUGUCCAGGAAAACCGCUAUAUCCCAGUUUGAAGGCAAAGCACUAGGCCUUGACAAAGCCAUUCUUCAUAGUAUUGACUGCUGUGCAUCUGAUGAUACCAAAAAGAAGAUGUAUAGUUCUAUCCUAGUAGUGGGAGGAGGUCUGAUGUUUCAUAAAGCUCAGGAAUUUCUUCAGCACCGAAUUCUCAACAAAAUGCCUCCUUCUUUCAGAAGAGUUGUUGAAAAUGUAGAAGUCAUUACAAGACCUAAGGAUAUGGAUCCACGGUUGAUUGCAUGGAAAGGAGGUGCAGUUUUGGCCUGCCUGGAUACAACCCAGGAGCUAUGGAUAUAUCAGCGAGAAUGGCAACGCUUUGGUGUCCGGAUGUUACGUGAGAGAGCUGCAUUUGUGUGGAUAGGUUAUUGGCCUAUUGCUCAACCCCCCCAACCUUGUGGACCAGUGGAUUGCUGUCCAUCUGAUCUACUACCCUUUGACCUGUCCAGUUUAGGUGGCCCUUCCAGAAGUUAAAACUGCUGCCACCACAGCUCUGAGGGGCAUUGGAACACAGAAGCCUUUCUACCACGUCAAGCUGCAGUCCCUAGGGAAGGAUCGUUAAAGAAGUCUCUGAAAUUCAAAUUUUUCUUUACAAAGAGUAACUGCUCUAGACUUGAAAGCGUAAGAGACACACAAUGGUAGGUCAGUGGACAUAGUAAGAGACAGAACAAGCUAUAAUUCCUACUUCAUCUAUUUUGAAUACUGAUAAAUAUUCAACUAACCAUUACUGUGGUUUUGAACACACAUUGUUAGGGUUCCUUUGUGCCUUCGACAAUCAUAUUCACAUUUAGCAAAAUAAGGAAUUAUCUAAAGAAAAAAAGAAAAAUUCUAAUAUGCAGACAAAUAAAUACUUAGUGACAGCUUUAUUCCUUCCUGUUUCUUUUAUCCUGUUUGGCCCUUUGGUGUCCUAUUCUGACUACUGAGUUUCUUAAAGAGACUUUAUCAUGUGACAAUAUAUAAACUUAAAAAGUACUUUCCUUACUAAUAACUUAUAUGACUAAAACGAAAGAGUAAUUUCCUUUUCACUGUUUAUUCUGCUGGUUUAUCUUGUGCAUGACCAUACUACUGUAAUGCCUAGGUUGCAAACACUAAUUGGGAAUAUUUAAACAAUACAUUUGUUAAAAUUAAAUAGUUUUAGAAAGAAUUCCAUUGAACCACUUCUUUUCAUUUUAGUAAUUUCAAUAAAACCUAGAUUUGGGGCUCAAACUGCCUGUGUCCAUUUAAAUGAUGCACAUUGAUAACAGGAAUAAAGAGACCAGUACAUGUGUCUUCUCAGACUAAAGGCAAAAUAUAGUAUUAAUAUAUGCUCUUUAUGAAGCUGUACUUAGUAAGAGUCAAGACUUUUCUAUAUUCUCUGGUGGUUCUAUAACUGGGAAAUGCAUCUGAGACUUAUUGGAGUUGAGGUCAGAGUAAGGUAUAUAAUUGAAAAUAGGCUGCUAUACCGUCAUAUAAAAACCUCAAUUUGUACCAAUAGUUUAUAUGCAACCACAUUUUGGGCACGCACUGAAAUUAAUGAGAAAACGCCUAUUGAUUUCUAUGGUACAGCUUCUUAUCCUACAGUUUAUUAUGAACCAGACCGUUGCGUAUACAGAACAAGAAUACAUGAUCCCAACCUUAAAUGGACCAAUUUAGAAUACAGUCACUUGUAGAUUUUUUAAGAAUAAAUAUAAACUCCAGAUAAUACAUUUCCCUGCUUAACUGCUCUGUGCAGUGAAGCAAUUUUAAGGAAAUAGAAACUACAGGAUUAUAGAUUCAUCUGUUUGUCUUAGUUGUUCCCACAUCUAGAUCUUCGCACAUAUAUCCCCAAAAGGCAAGAAUCUGAAAACAGUUCUAUGAGUGUGGAUCUGAAAAACACCCCAGUAAUACCAAGACCUCAGUGUAAAUAUAUUAAACAUGUUUGUCUUAAGCAUUGUAGCCCAGGAGAUUUAUACUGUGCAGUUUAUUUAAUCACUGUUAGUAGAAACAAAACUUAUGUCCAGUAAUCCAUGUCCAUGAUGUUCAUUUAAUGCAGUACAAAGGUGAACUUGAAAUCAAGAGUUACAUGGUAUUGCACACAGGUUUACUAGACAUUAGUCAGAAACAAUGUAGUAUUUGCAUACAAUUCAUUCAUUUUAAAGAAGCUACUUUUUCCAUUGCAAAUUCAAUCAAAAUUGAACUUUACCUGUACAGAAAUAUUGUUGCUUUGAUCACUCACUGGUAUUCUAACAGAAGUUCUGGUUUCAUUGAUCUA
Molecule: messenger RNA, 4223 nt
Organism: Dermochelys coriacea (leatherback sea turtle)
Lineage: Eukaryota; Metazoa; Chordata; Testudines; Dermochelyidae
Gene: ACTR8
Product: actin related protein 8
Exons: 14
Coding region: 482-2467 (661 amino acids)
Biological process (GO): double-strand break repair; regulation of DNA-templated transcription
Cellular component (GO): Ino80 complex
Source: RefSeq, a predicted model, not a curated record